AUGCCUGGAUUAAAGGACAGCGACGUUCUAAAUGACGAGCUAUUUAUAAAAAUAGCUUCAGAAAUUAAAGGCGUCACCCCAGAACAGCUAAGCGAUUAUCUGGGCUUCAAAGGUUUGCAGGGUUACAACGCUAAAAUUGUGAGUUCUGCCCAAAUCAAUCCUACGUCGCCGUACGUGAAACUUCUUCGUCAAUUUGUUAGCAACCCUGAUUAUGGCAAAGAUAUUGAGAGCGCGCUGAAACUGAGACUUGUUUUCCUGGAGAAAGACAUGGUCCCUUGUGCUGAAAUAAUCGAAAAAGCACUAAGGAAUUAUGGGAGAAACUUUCCUAGCCGCGCUGAUACACUUAUUGGUCUGCCUUCUAACCUACGCUCCCCUCCACAUCACACACCAGAAUUGGAGAAGACUGAGAUUGUUAAUCCUAUCCGCGCUGACACACCUACUCGUCAGGAUGUUAACGCACCCUCUCCUCCUCAUGACAAACCAGGGUCUGAGACGCCGAUGGACACCCAUGGACACGGCCCUCAGCCUCCUGAUCGCCCCGUAGAGCAGGAGACGCCAUCUAAUAGCGACACGAACCCUUCAUACCUGAUCGUCAUAGCAGGCAUUGUUGCCAUAUUUUCCAUCGUCUAUAUCUUUGUAAAAAGACGUUAAAAAGCACAAAUCUUCCUUCACAAUAACGAACCUUCCAAUGAAGGAACCUUCGCCAUGUUCAUUGAGGGAAACUUCAGAAUAAUGGACCAUAAGGGGGAAAAACCCCGACGUAUAAACAUUAUUACAUUGCAGUGCACUGUGCAGCAUACUAGACAUAAAAAUCUGUUAAUUCAGAGUGACUCGUACCGCUGCCAGCAAGGGAGAUUCGAUCUAUCAAGGUUCUACAUCAAAAAGCAUUAUCGUUCCACUCCUUCAGCUCUGACGUUCAGAUAAUUAUGAUCCGGUAAACCUCCGCUUUGAAAAAAAAACACAACAAUAAACAUACAAACAAACAUACCCACACACACAACAACAAAUACCAGAUGCGUUUUAACGUGUAAAUGACUGGCAAUUGCUUGCAACACGUAUCCACUAAGCUCUGUUUUAUAAACAUAACAUAUCAAAUAAGUAUAAUCCUUUUUUUACCCAGGGAAGCCUCAUCAGCAUAAAUCUAGUCUGUCUUGCUUAUUCUGUAAUUAUUAUGGUCCAUGGUAAAACACCCCGUCCAAGAAUGUGACCACCGAGCAAGCUAGGACCUUGUGUAUGAGAAUUGGGAGUUUUCACCAAUAUACCACUUGUGCUCCGUUGAUUCCGCAACUUUACAAUAUACAACAAAACUUAUUUCUACACACUUGUGCAAUAUUUCGCCCAUGUUGAGUAAACAAGGGAACAGGUGUAUUUGUUGGGUUAAUUAAUGAUAAAAUAGCUACACUUAUAUUGUUCAUGUAACCAUCACAGAGGAUGCUCAAUGCACGUAAACAGUAAUAUAAUUAUUCAAGGCAAAAUGCAUAUAUUGCUAUCCGAUACCCACUUUCAUCACCUAGCUGCAGAGUGGCAAAUGUAGAUUUAUGUCUUGGCAAAGGACAUUAGGACAUUAUAUUAGUUCUGCGGACGGACUCGAACAACGAACCACGUGAUCCACAGUCAUGUGACGUAUUCACUUGACCGCACACCUCCACUUUAUCCACCAAACAUGUAUUUUUCGUUUUAAUCCAGCAUGGGUUAUCUUUCAAUCUCUUUUUGUUGUGCAAAACUUCUAGAAAGUUUCUCCCACAUUGCAAUACCAUUACUGCCUGAGAAGUACUCAACAUAAUAUUUAACCACGGCUUCAAAUAAGAGA
Messenger RNA from Strongylocentrotus purpuratus (purple sea urchin), 1810 nucleotides. RefSeq lists its product as uncharacterized. The record is from RefSeq and is a predicted model, not a curated record. Bases 1 to 651 code for a protein of 216 amino acids. Lineage: Eukaryota; Metazoa; Echinodermata; Echinoidea; Camarodonta; Strongylocentrotidae. The transcript has 4 exons.